CGGCAACCCGCGUCAGCUAGCGCCAGUGUUGAACAGCGCUCAGCUGCAUCUUCAGGUGAAGAAAAAAUCGGGAGCUGCAGAUCCAGAACUGCCACUAGCCAAGUUCAUAGCGGGGAAACAAUCUAACAUUCCCUGAACAUUAUGCGUUUAAGCUGGAAACUAUUGAAAAUAAAUCUUCUCCGUUUUUUGUGCCUAUUCCAGUUUUCAAAGCCAGCAUGGGGUGAAAAUACAAACUCUCUGAAUCUGAAAGAUGUAGCUAACGAUCAUUUUAAUUUGAACCACCACCAUCAGCCUGCAAUAAAUUUCAUAUCGGGAAAUCUAAAUGCAUCUAUAAAAGAAAAUCAACUUUUACGAUCCCGUGAGGUUUUAAUGAAUUUAGAAAAUCCUCCGACCAACAAUAUAGAUACCAGUCAAUCGGCCGCGAAACGUGAAUUUUCGAGUAGAGGCAAUUUUGCUUCCCGCGGAGGGGAAUUGGUUUUUGAGUUACUGUCGUCUGCUGCCGCUACUGCGUCAUCAACUGCCACCUCUAAUGCGUCAUCGACUGCCACCGCUAAUGCGUCAUCGACUGCCACCAUUACUGCGUCCUUGCGCCACAGCGGAGGCCGCAGGAAGCCUAGGAAUGCAGUGAAGUCCACAGCACCCCUAGCGCCCCUGCAAAGUUGUGACGUCACAGGCCACGGCUAUCCAUGCUUGUUAUGGCCGCGUGCAAAAAAGAGCUGGGCUGCCGCUCACAGGCACUGUCGCCAGCAGGGCGGUUUCCUCUUCGACGACGACGUCGUGCAGCGGCAAACAGAAGGAUCCGACGGCCAAAUAAUGAGAGUUCGCGAGUACCUGCAAACUGUGAUGGUGAACAGAAGUUCUCUGGUGUGGACCAGCCUUACGAACCAUCGAGGGCAUUACCAGAGGAUCUCGCAGGUGCCACGCAUUGCAUCGUUCGUGAGCUGGGCAACAGAUGAAGAUGUUACAGAGCCACACUCGUCCCGAUGUCCAGCGCUGUCGGUGUACAGUGUCGAGGUCGAAUAUCGCUCAUCAUCAUGUGCUGAGGAGCUGACUUUUGCAUGCAUAGUGCAGCCAUCCUGGUAUCACCUUAAUGAGGCUGCAGGAGAUGUCAGCGAGAUGGAGCUGCGUGUUUCUUCGAGUGUCCAGACCUUGGAUUGGAUGGCCGUCUCUUCUGAAGAAUUUCUGAAACUCACUCUGUCAUGCGACCUCUAUAACAAAAGCAGCGGCGAGAAAAUAGUACCUAUGAACUGGAACGUCUUCUGGAAGAAGGAUUACGUGUACUUGGGAAUGAACUCAAGUACUAUCCAUCCGUCGACGGUGCACGACCCCAGCAAGUCCAGACUUCUUCCCGUGACCGGCCCCGGCGUGGAUAUGAUGCCCGUCAGACAAGGGACAUACUCGUGUGAGUCAUGGAGUCUUCACGGGAACGACACAAUUAAGAGCAAUGAAGUGUUGCUCACACUGAGAGAAUGGAAAACCUACAUCCUGAAUGUUUUCACACCAGAUUCGACAGCCGAUCCAGAACGCCUACUCAACAUUGUGGGAGGCAUUUAUAAACAUGAAUUUCCCUUCCUGGACGAAAUGCCGAAAGAUCUUAUUGUAAUUGAGAAUUACUCAAGUGGAUCAGAAUUACCGAGCUUGUUGUAUAAGUUUCAUCUGUACGCAAAAAUAUCUUCUGAAAUGGCAAUGGAUAUUAGAAUGACUCGCCUGAAUAAUAUCUUGGAAAAAAGUUUUCCUGGUUCUUCCAUUAAACUGGCUAUUGCCUGUAUAAGGGAACGUCAUAUCGACUCACGCCACAAUACUAUAACUUGGCCUUUCACUCAAGCAGGCCCAGUCUAUCCAGAACGAAUGCAAUGCCAGGCAAAGAAUGGCAGGCCCAUUCCAGGAAUAUGCACUCCAGACUUCAAUCACGGAGCUAAAAUAAUUCCUCCUCCAGCGCACGAAUGCCUAAGAUUCGAUGCCUGCCCUCGGGGUUACACUAACAUCUUGACUGAUCUUUGUGUGGCCGUCGUAGCCUCGGCAUCUUGGGCUCAAGCCUUUGAAAAUGCUUACGUGACAGGCAAAGAGAAUGAUAUAGUAGACGCAGAGCUCACGAAGGUCGAUGCUUCUACUUUUUAUGGUUUACUUACAAAGAUCCUGCAUGAGAAAUCGGGUCAAACCAUUUCUUGGGUGUCGCUCAAAAGGAUAAACAAAUUUGGUCCUCUGGUUUCCCUCAAGUCAGCUAAAAACAACAUUCAACUCAACAACAAUUUGUCUUGGGCUCCAGGUCAUCCAAUGUUUGAGAAGGAAUGCACAGGUGUUGAUUUCAUUUCUAGGCAGUUAUUCACUCUUUCCUGUAAUGAUUCCCUUCCUUACUUAACGAUGGUGAACAUUACAGAACUUGUUGAUGGUCUCACAUCACGGCUCUCUGCAGAAGAACUAGGACUUGUAACGAGUUCUCCUCAAUGUAAUAUGCGCCAUGAGCCUUCAUUAGCUCCUGUAUACGACACUGGUCGCUUCACGUGCAUAGUACCAAUGAACGCAACUCCUUCUAAUUUCGAAGAUGCUCACAGACGUUGUUCUAGCAUUGGAGCACAGCUACCAAAACCGUGGAUUGGAUUCAUGAACUGGGUCUACAAGAAACUUUUGGCGGACUUUCAUUUCCAGUUUGUUUAUAUGUCUUCAGGAAUCUUAAUAGGCACUGAAGACGAUCCUGAAAUACAAUAUUACAACUGGAUCCCUGAUCCUGACUUCCGAAAAACUGAUGGAAUAAUUGAGAGAAAUGGAUGGCGGCUCGUCAACAGCAGUAUCCAAGGCUCUCCCGGACUCCUUUGCGAAAUACGUGAAACGAGAACAGAGACACCUGUCCUCUCACUUUCCCUCUCAAACAAAGAACCAUUUGAUGUAGAAAUCACUAUGAUGAAGAAUGUGAUAGUUGGAUCUUUGAAAUGCUUCGUGAAUGGAUAUCUAAGACCUGUUUCAUUUUCGUCUUCUGUACAAAUGGUCGGAACAGUACAAGCACCCGAGUUUGCGAAGUAUGGUUAUUUCGACUGUUAUGCUUGGGCUGCUAAUCCUACGAGGUGGGUGAAAUCCAAUACAUUUUUAAAGCGUUACCCGGAAAACGUGCACGCGUUCGCAGUUAAGGUACAUUCCUCAGAAUCCGCUUACAAUUCUUCGGAAGAUGACAACACUUUCGUUUCUAAUGAAGCCAAGUAUAAUGAUUGCCUGGCUGCAAAAUUGCAAAUGGACCCUGAGCUAGAAUCUGGCUUGCACACAUCAACAAACCGCAUGUUUUCAUCUCCCGAUGGAUCUGUUACCGGUAAAUACGAGAACGUGCAUCUUUUCGUCAGCGCGAUAUCACCAGCCUACAAAACAGAUCACUCAUACAUACUCCAGAGACUCCAAACAGUAAGUGAAGAAUACAAAAACUGCGAGGUUGUGGAGGUCCGUCCGAUAAUUGGAUGUCCUAACGACGUUUAUUUUGAGUCCGGGUCAGGACAAUAUUUGAGUUUCAUGGAAACGGACAAUCCGGGAGAGUUCCUCCCUAUAGAACUAUGCGUAGACGAAAAUGGUAGUCCAGUUAGUCGAGCUUGCCUCGGAGGUUUCCAAGAAGGCUAUUUUUGGAGUGAUGUUCUGUCAGGAGUUUGCUCAGGAUCACUAUCGACAACAACUAAACUACUACACGAGUUAAAAAAUAAUAGUACGCUGCACAACUUGGCAAACUUAUCACGUUUAACGAAGAAUGCAAGAGGUCUUAUUGCCGCGGAUGUCCAUUACGCUGCCUUGGCGCUCCAAAGCGCCGCGCAACGUCCUCUGAACAGGAAUCACUCACAUGAACUCCAGCUGGAAGACUUGGUCUCAACUGUAGACAGUGUUUUAAGGGCUUCGAAUGAUAUUUUCCGAGACUUGCAUGAUCGUCUGAACACAACUAAUGUCUUUUUGGAAUCCAUUGAAGAACUGACGUUCAAAGUGAGCCUGGACGAUUCUAGUCACGAUAUAUUUAAAGAGGCAUCCGAGCCAUUGGUUUCUGUGAAACGUCUAGCCCUGUCUUCUGACUCGCCAAUAACUGGAUAUAUGGAUAUAAAAAUCAACGGUAAAAGUGAAACAAGAACUCUAAGUUCAGGUUUUGAUGAAAGUAAAAAUGAUGGGGUGAUGGCUAAAAUUGUUUUACCAAACCACCUUACGAAUAGAGUCCUGAGCCAAGUCCGCGACAACGGAAGCAAAACACGAGUAAAUUUGGCAUUCAUGGUUUAUCGAGACGGAAGUCUCUUUGUGGGAGACGACAGUGAUUACUCCCAGCACACCCUAAAUAGCUACGUGAUCCAGGCCACAUAUAAAGACUAUGAAGUACGAGAUUUGGAGCAGCCUGUCGUGGUCUCAUUUAAACCAUUGCUUGAAAGCAACGAUACAAUUUGUGUUUUUUGGGACUUCAAUAAGAAUGGUAGAAAAGGAGGCUGGUCGCAGGAUGGUUGCAUUAAAUCUAGUGAAAUCUCCAACCUAACAACGUGUUUUUGUAAUCAUCUUACUAACUUUGCGCUUCUUAUAAAUUUCAAUAAUAUAGAGCUCGACCAAAAACAUGCCAUAAUAUUAUCCUAUCUCACAACCAUCGGUGGACUUCUCUCUAUUUUCGGUUUGCUGAUGGUUUUCCUUACAUUUUGCUUGUUUAAAAAAUGGCGGCGAUCAUUGACAAACAAGAUAUUGGUCAACUUAUCGAUUGCAGUGUUUUUUAGCAUGGUAAUUUUUCUAGCUGGGAUCAAUCAAACUCAGAACUUGAUACUUUGCCGAAGCGUUGCCGUGUCUCUCCACUAUUUUAUUCUUGCCUCGUUCGGUUGGAUGUUGGUAGAAGGAGUCCACCAGUACCUUAAGUUUGUUAAAGUUUUUGCUAUUUACAUUCCUAGAUUCCUCUGGAAAGCUUCCAUGUGUGCUUGGGGUCUUCCUGUCAUACCAAUAGUAUGCAUGCUGGUUUACGACAGCGCUUUGUACGACAGUCGGGACCAGUACAGCCUAGGUACCCUCAUUUGCUGGAUUUCCCCAACAGGAUUCAAGUAUGGCUUCUUACCUCCUCUCGUGCUUACUCUCUCCAUAAAUUUGGUAUUGUAUAUCCUAAUAAUCAACGGAGCGGCGUGCCAGAGACCCAAAAUAGCAUCCAACAUGUCUGAUCGAAAUCUCAUGAUCAACCAGCUGAGCAUGGCCGUGUGCGUCUUCUUUUUACUCGGAUUUACAUGGAUCUUUGGUCUUUUGACCAUAACAGGUGGAGGGGCAGUUUUUCCAUACUUGUUUACGAUAUUCAAUACUUUGCAAGGAUUUUUUAUUUUCGUGUUCCACGUUUGUCGAGAGCGUUCAGUUCGGCGUCAAUGGUCGGCUUUCUUUUCGGUUGUGACUGGAAGUACAGUGGUUACAUCUUCUAACGCCUCUGCAGCCGUCUUCAGCCAUACGCGGAACACAAAUGGAACUUUCAAGAACAGAGCCAGUGCAAGGGCAUUGACAGCUCCUGACAGUCCUUUGGUUUUCACCCAAAAUGGCAAGGAGGUUAAAAACGAAAGUUUUUUCGUCAAUCAGAACAAUGUGAAACUUGUAUCAGCAACGACUGGAGAACCAUGACUGUAUCCAUCGGUGCAUGAUUGCGAAUUUCACGACAAUAUUAUUGUAAGCAGCAAAAUCAUAUUUUUAGAGAAUUUUGCACGGAAUGAGAUAUGUGAUAAUUUAGGCGUGUUUUUUUCAUAGGCGUGUUUUCAGCAAAAUAAGUUACAUAAGUCUACUUAUACCAGCUAAAAUCAGGUAUUAUUAGGCGGUGCGAAGAAUGCUUGACCACGAAAACCUUGUACAACGUCAAUCAGCUCUUCAUGCAACCAGUCAUGCAACCCUGCGAUAGUACGCAACCUGCAAUGUGGUGAUCAUAGUUUAUAGUGAUUUGAACUUUUCACAAGCUGUUCUUUCUCUGAAGAGUAGCAGAAAUAAAGGAAUGGAUCCUUGCUGAAUGGCUUUAUAUUUAGCAACUUUCAUAGCAUCAUCAUUGCUACUAGUAUUUCACAAGACAGAUACGUGGGCCCGGUUUCGUUGGCAAGUGACGGUACAAAUUCAUAUCUCAAAUCCUCAGGAUAAUAUUGUUUAAAUUUCUUCUCAACAUUGUUAUUGACAACAGUUAGUAUUGUAAUUAAGUCUUUGUGCAAAAAACAGUGCAAGUUUCAAACACUAAUAAAAAAACAGCACGAAACCGGCACAGGUACAAUGGGAGAUUGCGGGAAACAAGAAGGUUUCCCAUCUUGUGGGUACCCGCAAACGAGACUGAGCCACUUUCGAACGCGCUAAUAGCUCGUUCGUUCAAAUUCGCUUCUAGGACAUAAGACAAAUCUCGAAGUUUCAUUGCUUCAUUGCUUCAUAUCUCGAAGUUUCAUUGCUUUUUUGAUUCGUAGAUUUAAAUUUGAACAAGUUUUGAAUUUUUCCACAAACAUAUCCGUUUCUGAAAGCUCAAAAUAUAUAUAUUUUUUUAUUUUCCUUGAUUGACCGCUUUUCGACCCUGUACCAAUUUAUUGACCCUUUAAGUUCCGUCUUCGACCCCAUGAGGUCGAUAUCGCCCGAGCUACUGACCCCUGUAGAAGAAUAAUGCCACAGGCUCUUUUCAAAGAAGUGGCAUACGUAACAGCCAUUAAGGCAACAAUAUAAGAAGUGAAUCUCGACCCAGCCUCGAGAAGAUUGGUUCGAAGUGGAAAUAGUGAACGAACUUGAAGUAAAUGCUGCGGUUGCAAUUAAAAAAAUUCGAUGAAAAUUUUUGUUUCGUGGUAAAUCCCUAAC
Hyalella azteca is the source of this 6771-nucleotide messenger RNA. RefSeq lists its product as uncharacterized. Gene Ontology annotation, molecular function: G protein-coupled receptor activity. NCBI's taxonomy places the organism in Eukaryota, Metazoa, Arthropoda, Malacostraca, Amphipoda, Hyalellidae. The record is from RefSeq and is a predicted model, not a curated record. The transcript is spliced from 7 exons. Bases 142 to 5580 code for a protein of 1812 amino acids. Gene Ontology annotation, biological process: G protein-coupled receptor signaling pathway; cell surface receptor signaling pathway. Gene Ontology annotation, cellular component: membrane.